Molecule: messenger RNA, 2403 nt
Organism: Portunus trituberculatus (swimming crab)
Lineage: Eukaryota; Metazoa; Arthropoda; Malacostraca; Decapoda; Portunidae
Exons: 7
Coding region: 62-1039 (325 amino acids)
Source: RefSeq, a predicted model, not a curated record
AGUGUUGACUGGACACCAGACUUGCUGCACCGCCAGGAAAGAAUAUAUUUUGGUUUCCAAGAUGUUGUUCCCCACUGGAGUGUUGUUUUUUGGUCUGCUGCCGUUCAGCCAGCUGGCCGUAGACACUAGCGACCAAUGUACCGUUGUGGAAGGGAAGGAUUUUCACACAUCCAUGAACGCCGAUGUCUUGAGUUACAUCACACCCGAUAGUCCUCUAUAUAUACAUUUAUCAUUUCAAAAUCAUGAUUACUUUUAUCAUCGAGAUAUUUUAGAGACGAACAACCAUCACACCACGCAUUACAAAACUCGAAAAAAUACACACUCCAACAUUACUUAUUCGUUGCCCAUCGUCAUCCCCGAGGGCUGGAACAGGCUGAAGGUGAGGGCCAUAGACAAAAAAAUAACUUUGCAGUGGACCAACGGGAAUGACGAAGUGUCCUUACUCGCCCUGACUCUGGAUUUGCUGCUUGCUAAAGUCUUCCUUCGGGGCAAUUUUGCAGUCUGUUCUGGAGAUUCGCCUGAAUGGGAUGUGAAGGAAAGCAAUGUGACUAUUCAACUCCAACCACUGCAAAGCAAUCAGUUGCUGGAGGUGACAGGGAAUGGCAGCUUGAUUGUAGAUCACAAGACUUCGCCUGAGUCUCGAAAAGAAUUCGCCAACACUACUCUCAGAAUAAAAACUUGGCAGAAAGACUCGCACUCUAUAAUCAACAUCAAUGAAAAAGAUGAAGGCGACCAAGGGACUAACAUGACCAAUAAAAUACCAAGGCCCCACCUGACUGUGAGAAGUAAGGGGGGUGUGACUCACCUCCGCCUGUACCUGUCUGAUGGUGUUAACUGUGAAAAUGAGUCAGAUAUACUCCAAGGCUUUAAUACCGUAGUGACAUACAUCACAAUUGUAUCCGGUAUUGCUUUAAUGUGCACUUGCGUCUUUAAUAUUGUGGUAUAUUCCUCGGCGAAAAUGACUGAAAGACAGACUGGCCAAAACCGAAAGGAAGAUCAUCAGAAACUCGGCCUUUCCUUACGUAGAUUGCUUGGGUAAGUCUAUCAAAAAUAGAUCCACGUCAACAUAGAAACUAUGAAGGCAACGAACACAGGCAACGGUGUCAGAAAACCGCAGCCAUACAUCUACAAUGGAACACCUUCAAAACAAGCCCGCGUAGAUCAAACCACUUCCAGGACUGAAGACCUCUUGUUUUUGAUGAGUAUUGCGCUGCUCGGCCCUCGGCAUAUACAAAUGAUGAAACACUGGUGACCUAUAAUACUCCCCAUCAAGGAAUAAAUCUCCAAACUCUUCCACUUUGCUGCUGUGUUUACGUCUUGACCACAGUGCUGGAGCAGGGGACUGAUGUGUACGAUAACUUCUCCCAGGGAUACGGUCGUCUGGCACCACCGACGUCCGACGGUGUCCUCAGCACUGUCCUGUUCAGCGUGAAGUCAAAAAUGUUUGGCCUUGCGGUGACGCUACUGAAAACGCCUUUACGUGCAUGGUUUAAUGGAGUAACACUUCAGAAACGCAGUAAUAGGCAAGCGUACUUAAGUCGAGACAAACUCAAGAUACUAAUACUUCAUUAUGUCCCUCUGAUGAUGAGAACAAAUACGAAGACGUAGCAAAUUUCAGUUUCACCUUAACGUAUAAAAAACACAAGUAGUUUGUAUCGUUAUAGAACAAUGCGUGUAUUCAAUCUGUACACUAAAAAGAUUUUUAUUUGCAGUUAGUCUAUCAGUAAAGCUUCAGCUGAACCACAUAUUAUCGUGGAAGCAGAUAACCAUGACCACCACAGUAUUAGGGGAAACUCUCUUUGCAUAGUUAACUCAAGACCACACCAAAUGAUUCCUUUCUGAGUGAGUGACUGUCAACAAAUGGUAUUAGAUAGGAUGAUAUUCAAUAAAUGAUGUUACCUAGAUAGCAUGACCUUGCAAGGUACAGAUGUUCAUAGUAUACUGUAUGUCCAAAUAAUUUCAUGAUGAUAGCUUCUAAACUGAUUCUGCUUUGGAAUGAUUGCAAUUCAACUUUUCUCAUGCAAACAUGCACUGUUGCUCGCUUGAAAUUUGUUUAGUGCAAUGCAACUAUCUAAAGUAUUGAAUCUCAUUGGAUAUGUAUCACACAGACACGAACAAAUUAACAAUACCUAGCAUUAAUUAAACAUUAAAAUAUUAUCCAUUAACUCUAGUUAGUACUCACGCAGAUAAUUUUAAUUAUUUUCACUUGUCACCGAGCUGUGUCCCUAAGGAAAUGAAAAAUUCCAAGGUGAAAAAAAACAUAAGUAAAUAAAUAAUUAAGUAAAUAAGUAAAUGAGCGUGACAAAAUGUAGUCUAUUUUGCAAAAUUUGCUGUACUUUUUCUUCAUAAAUGUACUAAUAUACUUUUCUUUCAAUUAUUGUUAUGAUAUGAAACACCAGAAAA